Messenger RNA from Pollicipes pollicipes, 1007 nucleotides. Its product is annotated as WW domain-containing oxidoreductase. Lineage: Eukaryota; Metazoa; Arthropoda; Thecostraca; Pollicipedomorpha; Pollicipedidae. The transcript has 7 exons. The record is from RefSeq and is a predicted model, not a curated record. Bases 210 to 1007 code for a protein of 265 amino acids. Gene Ontology annotation, molecular function: protein binding.
CCUAGGCGAUUACAUACGGCGACGCACGGCGAAGCAGCGCAGUAGCGUACGGAGCAGAGGGUGCGGAGCGAGCGCGGCGAGAGGAGUAAGAAUGGGCAGAUGAAGGGCGAUUGGUAGGCCCUUAUUGAUUAGCGGAAAGCCAUGCAAGUGCUCGUUUACAGCGCAAGACUGUAUAAGUCCGAGCAAAAGUCGGACUGGUGACGGGGAUCAUGCAGCCGCCAGGCUACGAUUCGGACAGCGAAGACGAGCUCCCUCCAGCAUGGGAGGAACGGGUCAGCCUCGAUGGCAGGGUCUUCUAUGUCAAUCACACGGAGAAGGUGACCCAGUGGAGGCACCCCCGGACAGGAAAGAAGAAAAACGUACCUCAGGAGCUUCCCUUUGGAUGGGAAAAGGUUGUUGAUCGUGAGGGCAAGGUGGUGUACGUGGACCACGAGAGCCGCACGACGAGCCUCACCGACCCGCGGCUGGCGUUCGCCGUGGAGGAGCAGGAGGGCGAGGAGGGCAUCCGGCAGCGGUUCGACGGCUCCAGCUCGGCGCUGCAGGUGCUGCACGGCCGGGACCUCAGCGGACGCGUGGCGCUGAUCACCGGCGCCAACUCAGGCAUAGGCUACGAGACGGCCCGGUCGCUGGCCUACCACGGCUGCCGCGUGAUUUUCGCCUGCCGCGACCUGGAGAAGGCGCGCGCCGCCGUCGACACCAUCAGAUCGGAGCGCGCCAACAGCGUGUGUGACGUCAUUCACCUGGACCUGGCCAGCCUGGCGAGCGUGCGCGAGUGUGCCGCCGAGUUCCACAGGCGCCACAGACAUCUGCACAUGCUGAUCCUGAACGCGGCGGUGUUCGCACCGCCGCACACGCUGACUGAAGACGGGCUCGAGUCGCAGUUCGGUGUGAACCACCUGGGCCACUUCUACCUGACCCUGCUGCUGGAGCCGGCGCUGGCGCGCACCCGCGGCGCCCGCGUGGUGGUGGUCUCCUCCGAGUCGCACAGUUCCAUAUUUGCCAUGUAA